Phytophthora sojae is the source of this 1554-nucleotide messenger RNA. RefSeq lists its product as hypothetical. Bases 1 to 1554 code for a protein of 517 amino acids. The record is from RefSeq and is a predicted model, not a curated record. The transcript has 2 exons. Lineage: Eukaryota; Oomycota; Peronosporomycetes; Peronosporales; Peronosporaceae.
AUGCCAAAAACCGCUAUUGUCUCUGGUGGGUCCUUACCUUUCGGUGCUGUGGUUCCUUCUCGAGCGGAACGGGUACUCAAGCGUGUACAGCAGCUUCAAAGUUGUGUCAAGAUCUCCCGACUCGGACAAUUCUCCACCGAACGUGUCCAUAAGGUCAAUGACUAUUGCCAGCACGCAUCUCUUGUCAGAGUAAUCUUGGUCGAAAUACUCUUGCCUUGGCCCGCGUUGCUCGUAGCGCUUAUAGCGGAAAGUAUCCCGCUACAGAAUCCGGCCGAUGGGAGGAGGAGCAACUAUGGUGCGUGGAUUCGGCUAUGGAUUGCCAUUGCCUCGGGUUCUGUCGGAUCUCUCUUCCAGGUUCGAGCGUCCGUGACUGGCCUUUCGUACGGGAAGAUUGCUGUGGUGGCCAUUGGAACGGGUACCGGAGCCUCGAUAAUGAUGAUGCUGUGGGCGAGCCUUUGGGUAUUCCCGCUCCCAUUCUCUUUGGUAUUGAUGGGUCUCCCGAUUCAGAUCAUGUUCCUGAUAUUUUCAUUUGUGGUUGUCAGGCAGUUUGGCUCCGAGAAAGUUUCAACGAUGGAAAAUCGAACUGAACGAGUGCUUAACAAAUCCUUGAAGGAGCGGAUGUAUCCGCUGCUCUCUCAGUCGAUGUUAGGAGCUGUCUACGUCGUUUUCGGCAUCCUGUUUAAACGGGGCAGCAACAAGCAACAAUUUGGGCUCUUGGUGUUCAUGCCUGUUAUGAAGCUCUCUUUAAAGCACCUGGUUGCUAGACUUGCGUCCAACGACAAAAGCUCAAUUCCCGCUGUUGUAGCCUUCUCAGUGGACGUAUUCAACGGACUGUACAGCUCCAUUUGUAUGCAGUCUUCGGGCUUGUGGUGGACACCGUUUGUGAUGAUCACGCUGAAUAUCGUUCGCGCCGCUUUCACACUUUUCGAACUUAAUCACUCCGUCACAACGCUGCGAGGACUUGAACGCCAAAUGGAGGGUAGCAGACAAGAAUGGGAUUCCGCGGAUACGAUCGCCAACGAUAGCCCAAGCGGCACUUCGAGCUUGAUCACGGGUGCUCAAUGGCAGACUAAAAAAAAUAUCUCAACGCGGCAAUUGCGUUCAAAUCAAAGCAACACAGUACCCAGCUCAAUUCAAUCCAGAAGGAGAGCGAUGUCGUCAAAAAUACUUUUCCGUCUGGAAUACCUCGCUCUGGUGGCGUACGUCGAGAGCAUUAUUCCUCUGGUGUACGCAGUUCACCUAUCAGCUCUCUACCACUUGCCAAACGCGAAAUACUAUCUUCGUCUUCAGAAUCUCACGUCUGACAAGAUUCAGUACAUUCGCGUGGGGAUUGCAGUCUACACUUCAGUCGAGAUCGUGACCUUGGUGUGGCUUCACGUAGUACUGAAGCGGAAGUUCGGAUUUUCGCUGAUUUACCAACUAGCGUUCGUAUUGGAGCGAGAAAUGGAGCGGCUUCAAGGACACCUAUUCUACUGGGUCCUGCUCAUCUUGCAGCUAACACUGGUGCACUCCGCAGGCAUGGAUUUCACGUUUACCUUUGCAUGGAUGACCUGA